UUACUGCUACAGGCAGGGCGGAACUGCUGUUCGCAGUAUGUCGAAGGAAGACGGACAGCCGAGCAGAGUUACAACAUAUCUAUACAGCUAAGUUAUUAACAUGCCUCAGUGCUAGGUUAAAUACCCAGUUUUGUAACGUCAUCGCGGACACUAUCGCUGCUUGUUUAUGGGUGUUUCGGAGGGGUUUGAACUUCCCUCACAUUCUCCCCAACGUAUUUUAACGAAGGGAGGCGGCGGUGGAGCGCUCGGCAGCCAUCUUUGGACCUGCCUGGGAGUGGGAUUCGACUAUUCUGGCACCCCAGUUACUUCAAGGGUGGGGAUUUUAACCUAUAAUAAUUAACAAAUCGGUAUGUUAUAAUCGACUGACAGCGUCAAGAACCACAAGGAUUUGGCGUACGAAAGUGUCGCACCGGGGAUGAAACAGGAAGAAUACUUUUAUAAUCCCAAACUGUUUUGAAUUAACGUUACACGACAUUAUCUGAAGCGCUGAAACCUGGCCUGUCAGAGGAGGCUCUGAACACAUAUGAGACCACUGUCCUGCAGAUGAGCCAUCAGUGGGGGCUUUCAAGUCGCUGUCGCAGACCCAGAUAGUUGCUGGCGGCAGCGGCAUUGCCCCCCAACUCCCCAUUAUGCCCAACAGUAGUCGGGCGGGGAGCCUGAAGGACCCCGAAAUUGCUGAACUCUUCUUCAAGGAGGAUCCGGAAAAGCUCUUCACAGAUCUGCGUGAGAUCGGACAUGGCAGCUUUGGUGCUGUAUAUUUCGCACGGGAUGUGCGGACAAAUGAGGUGGUGGCCAUCAAGAAGAUGUCCUACAGUGGAAAACAGUCCAGUGAGAAAUGGCAAGACAUAAUCAAAGAGGUGAAAUUCCUGCAGAGAAUACAACACCCAAACAGCAUAGAGUACAAAGGAUGUUACCUGCGAGAGCACACUGCCUGGCUGGUUAUGGAGUAUUGUCUAGGCUCUGCUUCAGAUUUGUUAGAAGUUCACAAGAAACCUCUCCAAGAAGUUGAAAUAGCUGCAAUUACCCAUGGUGCUCUUCAAGGGUUGGCUUAUCUUCACUCCCACAACAUGAUUCACCGAGAUAUCAAAGCAGGAAACAUUUUGCUGACAGAGCCAGGGCAGGUAAAACUAGCAGAUUUUGGAUCUGCCUCUAUCGCCUGCCCUGCCAACUCCUUUGUUGGGACUCCAUAUUGGAUGGCCCCAGAGGUCAUUUUAGCAAUGGACGAGGGUCAGUAUGAUGGAAAGGUGGAUAUUUGGUCAUUGGGAAUAACCUGCAUUGAAUUAGCUGAGAGGAAGCCUCCACUGUUCAACAUGAAUGCAAUGAGUGCCUUAUACCACAUAGCACAGAAUGAGAGCCCCACGCUGCAGUCUAGUGAAUGGACGGAUUAUUUCCGAAACUUUGUAGACUCUUGCCUUCACAAACUUCCCCAGGAUAGGCCGAACUCUGAGGAGCUCUUAAAGCAUGCAUUUGUCCAGCGUGAGCGGCCAGAAUCAGUUCUAAUAGACCUGAUAAACCGGACUAAGGAUGCAGUGCGGGAGCUGGACAAUCUGCAGUAUCGUAAAAUGAAGAAGAUCUUGUUUCAGGAAGCCCACAAUGGCCCCACAACUGAGGCACAAGAUGAAGAGGAGGAGCCAGAACACAAUGUGGGUAGGACAGGUACAGUGAACAGCGUGGGGAGCAACCAGUCCAUCCCCAGUAUGUCAAUCAGUGCCAGUUCCCAGAGCAGCUCUGUCAACAGUCUAACAGAUGCAGGUGAUGACAAGAGUGAGGUGGACAUGGAGGGAGAUCACACAGUCAUGUCCAACAGCUCUGUCAUACACCUCAAACCGGAGGAGGAGACAUAUAAUCAAGAGUCGGAACCUCACACCCGGCCAACUGAGCCACAGUCACCACCUGCCCACACUCCACGGCCAAAACGAAACCGCGAACACUUUGCUACUAUACGCACAGCCUCAGUGCUCACUCGCCAGAUUAAGGAGCACGAGCAGGAUUCUGAAUUAAGGGAGCAGAUAUUGGGCUACAAGCGCAUGAGACGGCAGCACCAGAAGCAGCUGAUGGCUCUGGAAAACAAGCUCAAGGCUGAGAUGGAUGAGCACAGACUCCGAUUGGACAAGGAGCUGGAGAACCAGAGGAAUAGCUUUGCCCAGGAGAUGGAGAAACUGAUCAAGAAGCACCAGGCGUCAAUGGAGAAAGAUGCAAAAACUGUUAGCAGCGAUGAAAAGAAGUUCCAACAGCAUAUCCAGAGUCAACAGAAGAAAGAGCUCAACAGCUUCCUGGAAUCCCAAAAACGGGAGUACAAACUGCGCAAGGAACAACUGAAAGAAGAGCUGAAUGAAAACCAGUCAACACCCAAGAAAGAAAAGCAGGAGUGGCUGUCCAAGCAGAAAGAGAACUUCCAACACUACCAAGCAGAGGAGGAGGCCAACUUACAGCGCAGACAGAGGCAGUACCUUGAGCUGGAGUGCCGUAGGUUCAAACGGAGGAUCUUGAUUGCUCGCCACAAUGUUGAACAGGACUUGGUGCGGGAGGAGCUAAACAAGCGUCAGACCCAGAAGGACUUGGAACAUGCCAUGCUUCUCCGGCACCACGAGUCCAUGCAAGAGCUGGAGUUCCGCCAGCUCAACACCAUCCAAAAGACGAGGGCCGAGCUGAUCCGCCUGCAGCACCAGACAGAGCUCACCAAUCAGCAGGAGUACAACAAGAGGAGGGAGAGGGAACUUAGACGCAAACAUGUAAUGGAGGUUCGCCAGCAGCCCAAGAGCCUCAAGUCCAAAGAGCUACAGAUCAAGAAGCAGUUCCAGGACACCUGUAAGAUCCAGACCAGGCAGUACAAAGCGCUGAGGAAUCACCUGUUGGAGACCACACCAAAGUCAGAGCACAAGGCUGUCCUUAAACGGCUAAAGCAGGAGCAGCACCGCAAACUCGCCAUCUUGGCAGAGCAGUAUGACCACUCCAUCAAUGAGAUGCUUUCCACUCAGGCGCUCCGUCUGGAUGAGACUCAGGAGGCUCAGUGCCAAGCCCUACGUAUGCAGCUGCAGCAGGAACUGGAGCUUCUCAAUGCCUACCAGAGCAAGAUUAAGAUGCAGACAGAUGCCCAGCAUGACCGCGAGAAGAAGGACCUGGAGCAGAGGGUGUCACUCCGAAGGGCCCUGCUGGAACAGAAGAUUGAGGAGGAGAUGAUGUCCCUGCAGAAUGAACGCUUGGAACGAAUCCGGAGCCUGCUGGAGCGUCAAGCCAGAGAAGUUGAGGCUUUUGACUCGGAGAGUAUGCGCCUGGGCUUCAGCAACAUGGUGCUAUCAAACAUCUCCCCAGAGGCCCUUAGCAAUAGCUUUCCUGGGGCUUCAGGGAGUUGGAGUCACCAUCAGCAGCACCACCCAUCUGGGAGCUCUCAAGGGCCGCACUGGGGCAGCGGUGGUUUGGGCGCAGGAUCAAGCCACCAGGGCAGUCAUCACCACUAUCACUCCAGUCCAGGAGGGGCAUCUAUGCAGCAGGGCUGGGGGCAGGGCAUGCAGGGAGGUGGGGGUCCAACACCGUGGGGCCACCCAGCAGCAGGACCACUGCUCUCCCGCAGCAGCGGAGGUGUACAGAACAGCCCCCAAGCAAUGGGGAGGACAUCCUCAGGAGGACGCAGUGAGCAGGGCAUGAGCAGGAGUACCAGUGUCACCUCUCAAAUAUCUAACGGGUCACACCUCUCCUACACAUAGAUCCUCCCUGUCAGCCGUGGAGUCAGAGUUUGACCGUGGAGAUGUAGAAUCCAACAAACACAGCAGGACAGAGCUUUGGCUCAGUUCUGCUGCUCUGUCUCUCUCUCUCUGUGACACUUUCCCCUGCAUUUCUCCCGUGUACAGAUGUGGAUGUGUGAUUAAAUAAAUGUUGCUCAGGUCAAAAGGGCUGGAAAAGGCACAGCCCGUCCUCACGGCAGUUUAUCAGCACACAUACAGAUCCUUAAAUUUAUGUUACAUAAGUAAUUUGAGUGUCAACACAUAAUACUCCCAUUUGUUUUUAUUUACAGCUCUCUCCUAUGGAAUUUUUAGAAUAUACGUUUUGUGCUAUUUACAGCCAUUGCUCUCAUUUUGCACAUGAAACACUGUUAAAAAGCCUUUGACAUGUGUUAACUAUGUACUUAGAAGUGUGGUAUCAAACAAUCACAGUUUUGUUUAGGACCCGCCCCCUCCUUGAUUCACCCAAAUCAUAUUCAUUUAUACACUGGCCGAUUCUCUGAUGGUGGAAUGAAUGCAGCAGACCUAACUAAAGACUUUUUUUUUGCUUUGCUGUUGUGAUACCAGCCUGCUGUAAUGGUCAUUGUGAUAAAUUAGAUGCCUCCUUUUACUUUUAUUUCACUUGAUUUCCUGGUCAUCGGCCAAAAUGAGACUUUACAAAUUCAGAGCCAAAUGAAUUAAUCUUAACUGUUUCAGGCUUAUGCUACAGUUACAGUGCCUUUUAACCUUUGAUCAUAGAAAUCAGUCUCAGAUGUUUAUAGUUCAAUAGUUUUAAGUUUCAUCAACCGUUUCUAAUCAGUGCCAGUGUAUGUUAAGUUCGGUCUAUUUUAACACCUGUGAUUUUAGUUCCAGAGGUCCCAGAUACUUUUCUCAGAUUACUAUAUUCACUGUGUAUGCAGUAAAGUUGGUUUAAGUCUUAUUCAUUUUGGGAAAUAGAAAAUUAUUUGUGCAUAUCAGUAACUAUAGUUUUAGGUCUUUAGAGUGGUGGUAUUCUAGGGGUGAACUUGUAAACCCCUGCGUUAUGGAGAAUGUCAUUGUACACGUUGACAGGAGGAAUAAUGUGGGGGAUAAAAAGGAGAUUCAUUUGCCUUCAAAACAAACCUACUAUUGAUCUGUUGAUUUUUAUUAGUGCCUUUUAAAACUGCUGCCUUUUUCAAAGCACUUUAUACAGCUAGAUACAUGUAAAAUUAAUAUCCGACUUCUUUUCGCAAAGCACCCAGAGGUUUUGUUGGUACGCUUGUUGUUACAUUGAGGAGUCAAGCUAACCUGUGCUGUGAUUUUUAGGAGCAAUUUCCCAAAUACAGUUAAUAAGGUCAAGUGUAUGGCAAAGUACAGUAUAUAAGUCAAAGCACCCCCACCCCCCUUUCUGCAGCUUUUACUGUGUUUUGAAUGUGUGUGUUUGACUGUAGCUGUUGUUGGUCAUCUCUGUGAGUUUAUGCUGAAUUUGAAUGAAUAGAGGACGUGAGGAUGCUGCAUCCUUUUUAGAUAUGUUUUGGCUACAAUUUCCAUUGAACCAACUCAACUGAGUUAAUUAAAGAGGGUCCAUUAUGUGCAGGCAGGUAAUGUAAUUGUCAUGACCAUGACAGCAGGCUUGGCACUACUAAAAAAAAAAGAAAAUCCUACAACACUGUUGAAAAAUGUUGGUGCCCUGUUAAGUAACACUAAAAAUUUUAAGGGUGCUAAGUUACAAAUGUUACACCAUCUCAACAGAACCCAGGAACAAGGGUGACUGAAUCAAGCACAUGCUUGCAUGAUGACAUUGUAGCAUAUACAUGUAAAUGUAAAACUGAGUCAACACACAUGGUGAAAAAAUGGCCAAAUACAAAAUAAAUGUGGCAAAAAGCACUUAGGUAUUCUUUUGAUAGCUCUAGCAUUUCCUAUCUGAAUAAUAUCUGUUUCUGCUCACUCUCCUCUCUCUGGUUGAUGAAAUACCACUGGAGACGUUGGUGCCCUUUUAACCUAGCCUCUCUGUUCAAGUGAGGAUUUCCAUUUCCAUACAGAUAAUUUAAGAACACUUUGAUGAAAAAGCCUUUCAGAAUAAUUAUCUCUUGAUAAUAAGGAUCUAUACUCCCCUGAAUCACAAAGCUGGAGUUAAAUGUUCAUAUGUGUAUAUUUUCUUAAAGAAAACAUUUAAAAACUAAACUCACAUUUCUAAAACUAACUUUAUUUAACUGACCAAACACUCUGAUAUUAGCAAAAUCUGUCUCUCUCAAAGUGGUGUUGAGUGGUUUGGACACAGCUCAUUGAAAGAUAUUCUCGGUUUUUGUGUACAGAAACAAAAUGCCUGUAUGCAUGUAUUUGCUGUCAUCUCCUUUAAAUGCCACUUAUUUAGUCACCCGGCCAGCUCUGAGCAUUAUCUCUGCAGAGUUUGUUCUCCUCCACUCUGCAUAUUUUUGACCAUUUGCCCCCAUUCCACUCUGAUUCAGAGCCAAUGCUUCAGAUACUGGCUCUUUCUGAAUGUCAUACUGUGAUAUAUUCCUAUCACAUUUGAGGACACAAAAAUGCUGGGGUCUUUUUUUAAUAGGUGGGAUUUCAGUUUUCCAUGUGUAUAUAUCCUACCUAGAAAGUAAGCAUUAUAUCAAGUUAUAUAUGGUUUGGUCCCAAAACACUUACAUUUUUUAUGUGACUAGUUCCAGCUACUGUAACACAACAGGUUCCAUUCAUCAUUUCCUUUCUGAUUUAUUGAUAUUUGAUAAAGGGGAAUGUAUUUAACAUUAUUGGAAUCUUACCUUAAGUCAAAAGCCAAGGCCAAGAGUUUGAAUGUUAGGCCAAUCGAACCUCACAUACAUGCCAACCUUAAGUUUGUAUGCACAAUUUUUGUUCACUUUUACGUCAGUGUUGUGUGUGAGGGAGUCUGGAUGUUGUUGUCAAUCAUUGUCGGUCAUAAGACCCUCUCAACCAACCUGGAUCUUAUUUGUUAUUUGAAUUAUUAUUGUUUUUUAUUACUUAAACUUUGAUGUCAAAUUUUGUCCUACUGACUGAAAACGUAUGGGAUACUGAAUGAGAAUCUGCAACAAAAAAAAAGGCGAUCCUUUCUAUGGUCAAACACUGUGCCAUACCUGAGUUGCCAAGCCCAGAUACCACUGCAUUGUCUCAUCUCCAUGGUUUAAUCUAUCACUGGGCUGAUGGCAUGAAAUGGAUGAAACAUAGAAACAAGUUGGUUCUGGUCUAGUGCCCAAAGUAAAAAGGCUUGAAAAGAUGAUGUGGUGACAGGCAAAUUAUGAAAAGAGAUUGCAUUUCUUUGAAGAUGUCAGUAUUCUUCUUUGGCACAUUACCACUACAACUCAUAACCUGUAUUAAAAUGUAUAGAUGGUGGAACUUGUUCUUGAAUGUCAGAGAGAUUAUGAAGAUACUACGUAAGAGAUGGUAAAGUACUAAAAGUGGAUUUAAAUUGUGUAAAAAGAAUCACAAAACAGAAUAAAAAUAGGAUCAAAUUUACUAUUUUGUUUGUAUUAUAUUUACCAUUGUGUUGGCAGAGGGAUAUUGAACAGAAAUCAGCUGUAAUAAAGUAAUUUUAGUAUAA
Messenger RNA from Lates calcarifer (barramundi perch), 7242 nucleotides. It is a transcript of the gene taok1a, whose product is annotated as TAO kinase 1a. The record is from RefSeq and is a predicted model, not a curated record. The coding region runs from base 630 to 3704 and encodes 1024 amino acids. The transcript has 20 exons. NCBI's taxonomy places the organism in Eukaryota, Metazoa, Chordata, Actinopteri, Centropomidae. Gene Ontology annotation, biological process: protein phosphorylation; execution phase of apoptosis. Gene Ontology annotation, molecular function: protein kinase activity; ATP binding.